AUGACUCUCCAGACUCACCUCGCCGCCGCCCUUCUCGGCCUCUCAACAUACACAUUCUACUACCACCACGGCGAACACCACCUCUUUCCACACCGGCACCUGCAGGCCCUACUCGUCCUCUUCACCGUUAUAGCCAUACUGCAAAUCCUCCUCGACCCAACCCUCCCCCUCUCUUCAGCCCUCUACACCACCAGCACCCUAACAACAACCUACCUCGCCUCCCUCUACACAAGCCUAACAACCUACCGCCUCCUCCUAAACCCGCUCAACAAAUUCCCAGGCAUCCCCCUCUCCCGCCUCUCCACCCUCUUUCUGACUACGCGCGUCGCCGGCCCCAAAAACCUCUACCUACAACUACACACCCUGCACCAAAAACAUGCCAGCAAAUUCAUCCGCACGGGUCCCAACGACCUCUCCAUCUCCGACGCAGACGUCGUAAAGGUUGCACUAUCCGGAACCUCCAAAUUCGUCAAGGCGCCCUGGUAUAGCAUCACACACCCGUUCUACUCGCUCUUCACGGCGCGGGAUCGCGCGGGCCAUGAUCCGCGCAGAAGGGUGUGGAGUCCGGCGUUUAGCGAGCGUGCGCUGCGCGGGUAUGAAGUGCGACUGAAGCAGUACAACGACGCCCUGAUUGAACAAUUCGAAGGGUUCGCCGCAGACGCAGACGCAGACGCAGACGGUGAUCGUGAUGGUGAGUCUGUCAACGUAACACAGUGGUUCAACUACUGGAGCUUCGACGUCAUGGGCGAUCUUGCGUUCGGGCAGUCCUUCCAGAUGCUGCAGUCCGCUUCGGGCCAUUGGGUGAUUGACCUGCUUACCUCUGCGCAGGUGUCGCUGGGGAUGGUGAUUCCACCGUGGCUGUCGCGGUUCUUGUUCCUGUGUGUGCCUGGGGCGCAGACGAAGACGAAGAAGUUUAUUGAGUAUGCCGCGGGCCAGAUGAAGGAUAGGAUGGCGGUUCAGGGGAAACAGGCGGAGCCUGAUAUUACGCAUUUCCUGAUUGAGGAUUUUAAUGCCAGGUUUGGUGCCCCUGGGAAAGUUGGUAGUGAGGAGAGGGAGACGGCGCUGAGGAAGCUGUAUUUUGAGAGUCGGCUGGUGAUUAUUGCGGGUAGUGAUACGACGUCGUCGGCGAUGGUGUUUCUGUUCUAUCAUAUUGUGAAGGAGAAGGGUUUGCUGGAGCGGUUGAGGGAGGAGAUUGAGGGGCUGGUUGGAGGAGGGGAAAUCGAUGCGCGCAGUAUCCAGGCUGCGCCGUUGCUUAAUGCCUGCAUUAAUGAGACACUGAGACUGCAUCCUGUUGUGCCGAGUGGGCUGUAUCGCAAGGCGCCGCCGGAGGGAGCAUUCGUGGGCGAGACCUGGAUUCCAGGCAAUACAACGGUUCUCGUGAACUUUUACGCCAUGGGGCGUGAUGAAUCGCAUUUCGUCAAUGCAGACGAAUUCAUCCCAGAGCGCUUCUCAACCCGCCCAGAGCUGAUCAAGAACAAAGACGCAUUUAUUCCGUUCUCGACUGGUCCCUUCAACUGCAUCGGCAAGAAUCUGGCCCUGAUGGAGAUGCGCCUGUUGACGGCUCGUCUCAUUACCAAGUUUGAUAUCGCCUUUGCGCCUGGAGAGGACGGGUCAGAUCUCCUCCAGUCGCGCGAUUAUUUCACAGCGACGCCGAACCCGCUACAUUUGGUUUUCAAGAUGAGGAAAUAA
Molecule: messenger RNA, 1689 nt
Organism: Aspergillus versicolor CBS 583.65
Lineage: Eukaryota; Fungi; Ascomycota; Eurotiomycetes; Eurotiales; Aspergillaceae
Product: cytochrome P450
Exons: 2
Coding region: 1-1689 (562 amino acids)
Molecular function (GO): heme binding; iron ion binding; oxidoreductase activity, acting on paired donors, with incorporation or reduction of molecular oxygen
Source: RefSeq, a predicted model, not a curated record